AUGUGCUCAGCGCGGGCUCCCACGUCUGGGGACAAAAACCGGGGUGUUCCACCCCAAAAAUCAACACUUACUGACCGCAACCUAUAUGAUUCAACCCGAGAGAGGUUGCUGCACCAGACAGUGCCUUUCCCGAUCUCCAUCGCCGUCGAACCGAGGCUUGCGGUCUUCACAAGCCUGAGACACGGAGAGACCGCCGCUAUCCGGGCUCACAAACAACAUCUGGACACCCUGGGAAGCACUCCACCCUCCUUGGACCGGCAGGGGUCAUCACGGUCAACACCAGGCUACCCCACUUACCUUGCGGCCAACGGGCAGCUGCGUUUGCAG
Molecule: messenger RNA, 327 nt
Organism: Pelobates cultripes (western spadefoot toad)
Lineage: Eukaryota; Metazoa; Chordata; Amphibia; Anura; Pelobatidae
Source: the annotation of a GenBank genome assembly